UGGGAGAGUGGCUGGGUGCAGGCAAACACCUCCUACAAGUCCUUCAGCCCUGUCCAGGUGAACGCGGACAUCGGGCUGCACAUCGGCCUGGCCGGGGUGAACGUCACGCUCAGGGGAAACCCGGUGCAGCAGAUCAACGAGACCAUCGACUACAACGAGCACUUUCCCUGGAGCUUUGGGGCGGAUUACGACCACAGCUACAGCCAGGGGCUGCACAAGGGGCUGCCCAGCCCCAUCCUGUACGUGGCAGAGAAGUUCAGCUCGCAGAGCCCCUGCGCUGUGCACAGGCAGUACCGCAUCGCCGGCCACUACGCCUCAGCCGUGCUCUGGUGA
Pyrgilauda ruficollis (rufous-necked snowfinch) is the source of this 333-nucleotide messenger RNA. RefSeq names its product dual oxidase maturation factor 1-like. The record is from RefSeq and is a predicted model, not a curated record. Gene Ontology annotation, biological process: protein transport. NCBI's taxonomy places the organism in Eukaryota, Metazoa, Chordata, Aves, Passeriformes, Passeridae. Gene Ontology annotation, cellular component: endoplasmic reticulum membrane. The annotation marks the transcript as partial. The transcript has 2 exons.